Molecule: messenger RNA, 1365 nt
Organism: Manihot esculenta (cassava)
Lineage: Eukaryota; Viridiplantae; Streptophyta; Magnoliopsida; Malpighiales; Euphorbiaceae
Product: GDSL esterase/lipase At5g22810
Exons: 5
Coding region: 96-1151 (351 amino acids)
Biological process (GO): lipid metabolic process
Molecular function (GO): lipase activity
Source: RefSeq, a predicted model, not a curated record
UGCUUAAAUCAGUUCGCCGCAUACCCACUUGCAUACACACCUCCCUCUCUUACAAACUCUACUGCACAAAUCAAGCAAAAAAACAAGUUGAAACUAUGAAGCUGUCAAAUUCUUUGUCUUUUACCUUUCUUCUUACAGCACUGAUUUUCUCUGUGGCCAAUGCUCAACCUCUGGCUCCUGCAAUGUUCAUAUUUGGAGAUUCUGUUGUUGAUGCAGGCAACAACAACCACCUCUACACUAUUGUAAAGGCAAACUUCCCUCCUUAUGGUAGAGAUUUUAUCAAUCAUCAACCAACUGGCAGAUUCUGCAAUGGAAAACUUGCCUCUGAUUUCACUGCUGAGAACAUAGGCUUCACUUCAUACCCACCAGCUUACCUUAGCAAAGAAGCUCAAGGCACAAACCUCCUGAUUGGUGCAAAUUUUGCAUCUGGUGCUUCUGGUUUCUAUGAUCCAACAGCUAAGUUAUAUCAUGCAAUUCCUUUGACUCAGCAACUGCAAUACUACAAGGAAUACCAGAACAAGAUAGUGGGAAUUGCUGGAAAAACCAAUGCUUCAUCAAUAAUAUCUGGUGCAAUUUACCUUGUCAGUGCUGGAGCUAGUGACUUUGUUCAGAACUAUUACAUUAAUCCUCUUCUUUACAAGAAAUACACACCUGAUCAGUUCUCUGACAUUCUCAUGCAAUCCUAUGCAAAUUUCAUUCAGGAUUUAUAUAAGUUAGGAGCAAGAAAGAUUGGAGUAACAUCAUUGCCACCCCUUGGAUGCUUACCAGCAGCUAUCACAAUAUUUGGCUCUGAUAGUAAUGAAUGUGUAGCCAAGUUAAACAAGGAUGCAAUUUCCUUUAAUAACAAGCUCAAUGCCACAUCUCAGCGCCUGAUAAACAAGCUUUCAGGCCUCAAUUUACUCGUUUUCGACAUCUAUCAACCUCUCUAUGAUCUUGUUACAAAACCUUCUGAUAACGGAUUUGUAGAGGCAAGAAAGGCUUGCUGUGGAACAGGGUUGCUAGAAACAUCAAUAUUAUGCAAUUCAAAGUCUGUGGGAACUUGUGCAAAUGCUUCUGAGUAUGUGUUCUGGGAUGGAUUUCAUCCUUCAGAAGCAGCAAACAAAAUCUUAGCUGAUGAUUUGCUUACUAGUGGCAUCUCUCUCAUCUUUUAACAAUAAUCAUUCUGGGAGUUUCUAUCUUAUAUUAUAUAUAUGCUCAAAAUCCUUCCCCUGGAUUGGGAUUAUUACUGUUGUUUGAGAAUCUGGAAAUUUCAAAUUUUUUUCUUUCAGUUCCACCAUGUAAUUUUAAUUUGUGCAUUACCCUAUGUAAAACUGAAUAUUGAAUAAAAUAACGCAUACUUGCACACCUGCUCAAAGUUCAUGCCUA